This is a messenger RNA of Ilyonectria robusta, 1563 nucleotides long. RefSeq names its product kinase-like domain-containing protein. The coding region runs from base 1 to 1563 and encodes 520 amino acids. Gene Ontology annotation, biological process: protein phosphorylation. The transcript has 3 exons. The record is from RefSeq and is a predicted model, not a curated record. Gene Ontology annotation, molecular function: ATP binding; protein kinase activity. NCBI's taxonomy places the organism in Eukaryota, Fungi, Ascomycota, Sordariomycetes, Hypocreales, Nectriaceae.
AUGGCGUCUCCAAGCAGCAAUGCCACGAACUGGGAUCCUCUUGGGGCGAACUCUCCAGCCGGCCGUGCUCUCGUCAUCCUGCGACCAGAAAAUGCCGCUGCUAAAUUGGCCUUCUCCGAGGUCGUCGACUUCAUCCAGGAACAGACUCACCGGGAUGACGAGAACCUGGUCCGCAUUCAGUCUCACUACGCGCAAUUUAUCUGGUUCGCCGACGAGCAGGUUUCUGAUCCUGCCGUCACACGUCUAGUGAACCAGAGAAGGAGUGUUGGAAGCUCUUCACCCUCCUCCUCGAGCGAACACUCGUCGCCUCCGGUGACUAUCUGGACUGGAUUCUACUUCCUGGAUCCGGACACCUCACCUCUUAUACACUCUCUGGGGUGGUCUGGAGGGCGCCUAAGUAAGAAGAAUGUCGCCUUGGGACAGCCUGUCGUUGACCUGCUACUGACGAUAUCGCGGAAAACGCAACUCGCUCGACGACAUGCUUUCAUCUCGUUUUCGAAAGAAACACAAAUGGCCUGCGUCAGGAGUACUGUAGCCUGUGCAAAUGCAGAAAACUCCAUCUCGUUGGGAGAUCUACGUUACACACUCGAGUAUACACCACACUGCCGGCGUUCCGAAGGCCAAGCGAGGCUCCGUGACUAUCUGACUGCCAUCCACGGGGAUGACCAGCCAACCAAAGAAGCCCUUCUCGCGACGCCCACCCCCACGAUGAAUGCCCAGACCAUCGGGUCGUACACCAUCACUGCGGCCGGCAUGGUCGGCAAGGGCUCCUUCGGACGAGUGCGGCCGGCAACUGGUCCGGAUGGCAAGCUCGUGGCGAUCAAGACUCUGGAGAAGGCUGGGAAUACGCAGCCUAUCCGUGAGAAAAUCGAGGUGAUCAAGUCCAUCUCGCAGAUUGCCACCAUGGAGAGGCAGACCAACAUUUUGACCUGCGUUGAGUCCAUCCACAUGGGAGGCAACAUACACGAGUUUCAUAUCGUGCUAGAACCCUUUGUCGACAUCACUUUGGACAAGGUACCAUUACAAACGCACCGCACAAAACUGGAACUGAUACUCCGCGACUGUCUCCAAGGCCUAUCCUUUCUGCACGCCCACGACUUCGUCCACACAGAUAUCAAGCCGACAAACAUUGGUCUCGUAAACCUGCGGCUGGAUCACGCCCACAAUGAAGCCUCAUCAGAACUCCCUCCACGUCCACUCCGCGCUGUUCUUCUCGACCUCGACUCGAUCGAGAAGAUCCACCACGGGAGGAAGACCAUCCCAGCUCGACCGGGCACCAAUGGAACUAUAGGAUUUCACUCCCCGGAGCACGAAAGUUCGGAAUACGACGGGAGGACUGAUGUGUGGGCCUUGGGCGUUAGUCUCUUCAGGGUUGCAUUCGGUAGACUUCCCUGGUCGUUUGGAACGCAAGGGAAUCCGUGGAGGAGGGACGUUUCAGAUCGUGCGCCAGGCCGUAUCAGUUUCCAUUCAAAAUACCGAGCCGCCAUCACUGAGAUAUCCAACCAGGAGAGGCUGCUCGGAGGUCAGUUAUCCCAGUCUCUACAUAUUAUUCCUAAAUACUGA